AUGGAAGAAGAACAUCUUGUACGUUUUUAUGCCGACGAAGAUUCAAGUUUCGAUGAUCGUAACAGUUCUGAUGAUCAUUCAAGUGUUGAAGUUACUUCAAGCAUUGAUGAAUGUGAAAAUGAACUAGUACGUUUAUCAACAUAUCUUCAAUUAGAAUCCGAUUAUGAAAAUGGUGAUGAUCAAGCUAUUGAAUGGCCUGAGCCACCUCCAUCCUUAAUUUCUCCAGACUCAUCUGAUAUCGAAGAAUUAAGUGAUUCACAUCAAGUGAUAUUGUCCGCAACGUCACUUCAUAACGAUAAUAUUCAAGAAAAAUGUACGAAACGUAAACGACGCCAAUGGACAAUAAAAGAAAAACUUAUUGCUGUUACAUUGUUCGAUAAAAAUCAAAGUGGUAAAAGAAAACAAUUAGGUGGUGGUGGUAAAAAACUUGUUUACGUUGAUCUUGAUGAUCAACUUUUUACUUGGUACCGGUCACGACGAACCGAUCCCACACAUAAAUCUAUUGCUCCAGCUGAUAUUUGA
Molecule: messenger RNA, 522 nt
Organism: Rotaria socialis
Lineage: Eukaryota; Metazoa; Rotifera; Eurotatoria; Philodinida; Philodinidae
Source: the annotation of a GenBank genome assembly